GCACCGACAUAGUGUCUACCUCUUGAAGACUUUACCACAGUUCACUUCAUCUUCAUCAGAAAGAAUGGCUCCCCCAGCUGGAGACGACGCCGCGCGAAGUCGGCGGUGGGCGCAUAACAGGCGAAGAUGGGAUAGGUUGCAGGAGAAGCACGGACACCAAUACGACUCGAAGAAGAAUAUGGGCAAAACCGAAUUUCUUGGAAGUUUAGCGAAGCAUGAGAAAUUCAUCAGGAAAACAGAGAAAGGAGGAGGUUCGUCGUCUUCAGUAGCCAAAAAAGCCACUGGUAAGAGACAAGUGGUGAAGAAAACUUCUUCUAUCAAAAAGUCAAGAACAUCAAACAAGGCAACGAACGGUGACAAGAAGGACGAAGCACAUCAUGGCUUUCAGCAGGAUGACGCUGAGGUGGGAUUCGAGAAGACCUCCAAAAGAAAAGCCGCCAGAGCUAGCAAACAGCCCAAGCAAUCGGCGUCUGAAAAGUUAGAAGCCUUAAAAGAACGAACUCGCGACCCACUCGCCGGUUUGCGCACGGUCAAGCAGGUAGGACAAGACGUGUCACGAAAAGACGUUCGAAAGAAUCGCAAACGGUGGUUGCGCGAAAUCGGAGUCGUGUCGACUGAAGACUUCAGCAAGCAGCCUUUACACACGCAAAAAGGUACCUUUGUCAUGGAAGGCAGUCUGAUGGACAGGAUUCAGCGACAAGCAAGGGAGGAGGUGAAGAUGAAUACCAAUCACUUGACGUGGAAGGAUCGGGGAAAUGGUGCAGAUGGGGACAACGACCAU
Molecule: messenger RNA, 781 nt
Organism: Amoebophrya sp. A25
Lineage: Eukaryota; Dinophyceae; Syndiniales; Amoebophryaceae
Source: the annotation of a GenBank genome assembly